AUGGCGAGUUUAUGGAUUGGCAACUUUACUGCUUACUUCAACGAGACCACCGCCACCACUGCCAUGCAUGUCAUCGCAGCUGACUUCGACAGCCUCGCUAACCAAAACUGGCUCGCAACAUCGUACUUGUUGGGCUUCACUGUCACACAAACCCUUCUCGGCAAGUUCGCUGACAUCUUUGGGCGUGCCCAGGUGUUCAACGGUACAAUGCUUAUUUUUGGUGCUGGGACUCUGUGGUGCGGGCUGGCCACGAGCAUGAAUUCAUUGAUUGGUGCUCGCCUUCUUCAGGGCAUAGGUGCCGCUGGAAGACAAUCCGUCGGCGUGAUCAUUAUUUUGGAUUUGACAACGGCAGACACACGAGGUCUGUGGUUGGGAUAUUUCAACUGCGCCUCUGCAAUCGGUCUAGCGAUUGGGCCCGUGCUAGGCGCAGUCCUCUCCGUCGACGUAGACUGGAGAUGGAUAUUCUGGAUCACGCUCAUGCUCAUUGGAGUCACGAUGGUCAUUGGGGCGACAUGCCUCGGGUAUCCUGUUCCUCAUCGGAAGCAACGCAUCGGGUUACUUGCGCAGCUGGGAGAAGUGGAUUACAUUGGUUCUGUACUUGCGGUUGCGGUCUCGAGCAUGAUAUGUAUUGCCAUCGAGAUGGGAAACAAGAUGUUCCCUUGGAACUCGGCGCCCAUCAUCUCUCUCUUCGUUGUCGGAGGUCUCCUCAUACCUGUCUUUGUUUUCUACGAGCUCAAGGUAGCCGAACACCCCGUUGUUGACAUCCGCCUUUUCAGCAUACGAAAUAUCCCGAUUACUUGUUUGAUCAACUUUCUCACUGGAGCUGGCUACUUCGGCUCCGUCUUCUUCCUUCCCCGUUACUUCAUUGAUAUCAAAGGUUCCAACUUCAUUCAGUCCGGGCUACAGAUGCUGGGCCUCAUCCUUACGCUCGGCAUAUCCUCAGUUGCAGGGGCUAACAUCCUUGCACACACGGGGAAGGUGCGCCUUAUUGGCGUAGUGGGCGGCGUUUUAUACGCACUGGGUAGUGCUUUAAUGUUGAUGGUGGGACAGUACACGCCUGCAGUGACAACUAUUGGCUUUUCCAUCAUCACGGGCAUUGCAUCUGGUAUGCUCUACCAGCCUUCCCUCGUUGUUGGACCCAUGUCCGUCAAACCACAUCAAAUUGCGGGAAUCAGCGGGUUCUUGUCUUUUCUACGAACAUUGGGGGGCACAUUUGCCACUGCACUCCUCACAGCAAUAUACGAGACCAGCUUUACGGAAUCGCUCCGCGGGAAACUCCCAGACUCGUUGGUGAAUCAGGGGCUUCAGCUCGCAGACAAUCAUGCUUCUUACCCCGAGUACGAGGACCAAAUCCUUAACGCCCUCAUCAAGGCCUAUCAUUUCGGCAUGAUACCGGCUAUCUGUUUUGGUGUUGUCUACGCCAUAGCAGUGGCCUUUCUCUACGACGUGGACUUCAGCCCACCUUGGAAGCGGGAACGGGAACGGAUAGCAGAAAAACGGAAGAACGAGGAAGCAUGA
This is a messenger RNA of Suillus clintonianus, 1518 nucleotides long. RefSeq names its product major facilitator superfamily domain-containing protein. The transcript has 3 exons. Gene Ontology annotation, molecular function: transmembrane transporter activity. Lineage: Eukaryota; Fungi; Basidiomycota; Agaricomycetes; Boletales; Suillaceae. Gene Ontology annotation, biological process: transmembrane transport. Bases 1 to 1518 code for a protein of 505 amino acids. The record is from RefSeq and is a predicted model, not a curated record.